UCAAUUUUCAAAACCUUCCAGACGCUAGACCCUUUUCCUGGGUUUUUCCUUUUCCUUUUCCAUUUUUUUAACGAGCCAGAGGAAAACAGUUUCCGUACCGGCAAGAAGGAAGCGUUUUCGGUGCCUCAGAAUCUCGCCAAAUCACAAAGUCAAGGUUUCGUUUGAUUAAUCGAAGCCGAUCGUGUUGAAAUAGAAUGGAGAUUAGCGGAGGAACAGAAGCCUCGAAUCGUGUUCCGUUAUCAGAAGUUGUUUCUGAUUGCGUCAAAAGAUGGUUUAAGGAUACUUUGACAGAGGCCAAGCGUGGGGAUAUCAACAUGCAGGUCUUGGUUGGUCAAAUGUAUUAUAGCGGUUAUGGCAUUCCAAGAGAUGCUCAGAAGGGAAGAAUUUGGAUGACAAAAGCAUCAAGAAGUCGGUCAUCCGUCUGGAAAGUUAGUGAUAAACAUCCAGGUUAUAAUGCUAGCGAUUCGGACUCAGAUGACUUGACUCACGAUUCUUAACUAGAUCAGUGCUGUAUGUCAUGUCGAAACAACCACUGGUCAUGAUUUGCUAUGGUUGUUUGUGCUGUCCAAACUGACCAAACUGUGCAAUUCUUUAAGCUUGUACUCGGCGAAGUGCUUUCCUUGAAAACACUUGAUUUUGUAGGAUGUGCUUUUCACUUGGGGAACUCUACUUGCUCAGCAACAUUCGUAGCUGCGAAGAACAACAUUCGUGCACUUGAAUUUAAACGGAUGUAAUAUGCUUUGAUUUCACCUUUACUCUACAAAGAAUUUGUGGUCAAAUAGGCUAAAUCCUAUAUCCAUUUUUUAUUCUGUUUAGGUUGCCUCUGUUCACUGUCUGCUAGACAUUUUCAAUUGAUUUUUGCAUAAUUAUUAAAUUCUGAACUCUUUUAGUUGCUAAUCAAAUUCUCUUUUAA
Cucurbita pepo subsp. pepo (vegetable marrow) is the source of this 913-nucleotide messenger RNA. RefSeq lists its product as uncharacterized. The record is from RefSeq and is a predicted model, not a curated record. Gene Ontology annotation, molecular function: protein binding. Lineage: Eukaryota; Viridiplantae; Streptophyta; Magnoliopsida; Cucurbitales; Cucurbitaceae.